CUUUAGACUAGUUGAGUAUCUGAGGGUUCGAUUGCAAGCUAAAAAUGUCCAGAAACAAAUAACUUUCUUCUGAAACACGUCAGUCUAUUCCUGUUCUGAGAAAUGAAGGCUAUUCCAUGUGAGAAAUGAAGGCUAUUCCAUGUGAGAAAUGAAGGCUAUUCCAUGUGAGAAAUGAAGGCUAUUCCAUGUGAGAAAUGAAGGCUAUUCCAUGUGAGAAAUGAAGGCUAUUCCAUGUGAGAAAUGAAGGCUAUUCCAUGUGAGAAAUGAAGGCUAUUCCAUCCGGAAGUAUGGCGACAAAUGGAGAGAAGGCAAGUGGAGGAGAGGAGGGGUCGGAUUCCGAGGUGGCUGAGCUUCGCCAGAAAGUAGAGUCUCUAAAGCAAGAACUGAAAAGCUGCACAAAAGAACUGACCAAAUUACAGAAACAACUGACCAAGUCUGAGAGUCUUCAGAAAAGCACAGAAGGCUACAAUGAAGACUUGAGGAAACAGGUCAACAAGCUUAGUGCAGAGAUUCAUGAACGAAAGAAAAAGGCGAAAGAGAGAGCUGAAGCUGAGACACAGACAGAGGAAUAUACCUGGUCAGAAACUGAUUAUUACAACUACUACUAUGGAGGAGGCUACUACCAGGGUGAUGGUGUGACUACAGACACCCAGGGGACCGUGACACCUGAGGGGCAGGAAGCCACUGAUGCCUCAGAGAUGACAGCUGCAGAAUCAACCACUGACACAGCUACAGACAUGACGACAGACAACGCCACAGCGAUGAUUACAGAGGUGUCUGUAGAGGGUGGUAUUGCUGCCGUUCAACCAGAGGAAGUGGAUACGGGCUCCAUAGCAGACAUGCUGAGAGCCACAGCUGAGCAGGCCAUGACACAGACUGGCUUUGUGUUUGAUGAGACCACAGGGAUGUACUACGACCACAGCACUGGCUUUUACUACGACUCGGCCAGUCAGUUGUACUAUGAUAACAACACAGGCAUGUACUACUAUUACGAUGCAGAGAGUGGCAAGUACCAGUUCCACUCCAGGAUAGAGGUUCCUACUGUACAGCCUGUCUCAGAGACCAGCCAGGUGAAAAAGAGCCUAGACAAGAAAGGAAGGAAGUGGAAGAAAGUUCCAGAGAGAACCGCCCGUCAGAAUGAUAAGGGCCUUGUAAAGGAGGAGCUGGACCUUGAUGAGUGGAUGGAGCGGCGAAUCCCGAAGAGGGGCACAGGCUCGCGCAGGCAUAGGGGCCGGUCUCUUACUCCAGACACUACUCUGCAAAAAAAACGCUCCUUGAACACUCGCCAGGCGAAGAGUGCCGAACGCUCGUUGAAGAGGAAGAAGAGGAAGGACGGGUUGCGCUCCGAUGAUGCGAGCAGCUCGAGGAGGAGGAAGAAGAAGAAGGCUAAAUCAGAUAAACUCAUCAAGAAAAAGAAGAAGGCUAAAGCAGCGUCUGCAUCGCAGAGUGAUGACUCGAGUGGGAACAAUGAUCCUGAGGAGGGGGAGAUCACGGAGUCGGAGAGAGAAUGGAAGUCUACCUCUUCCUCCCCUCCCACCAAAUACAGCUCAGAGUCAGAGAUAGAGAGUCAGGAAGUUGCUGAGAAGGUGUGGCCACCCUGCGUGAGGGUGACAGUGGUCAGAUCUCCAGUGUUACAGACAGGAACACUCUUCAUCAUCACAGCUGACUCUCCAGCCACCAUUGGCAGGGAGAAGGAUAUGAACCAUGCCAUUAGUAUAUUUGAAAAGGGAGUCAGUAAGCUCCAUGCAGAGGUGUACUUUGACCAGGACCAACAGUGCUAUAUGCUAGUGGACCAGGGAAGUCAGAACGGAACUGUCCUCAAUGGCAACCGAAUCCUACAGCCCAACGCUAAGUGUGAUCCUUGCCCUCUGACCCAUGGGGAUGAGGUGAAGAUGGGAGAGACUGUUCUGUCCUUCCACAUCCACGCAGGGACAGACACCUGUGACGGCUGUGAACCUGGACAGGUCAUGGCUCACCUCAGCAAACACCAGAGGAACCAACCACUACAGACCGGUCCAGCUCCAACCAAAGAGGACAAGGAGCUGCUCCGACAGAAAGAACUGAAACAGAUGAAGGUUAAAUAUGGCCUGAAGAGCGCUGAGUAUGAGGAGGAUAAAGCCCUGAGGAACCCCAGGUAUGUGGACCGGGCCGAGUCUCGCCGUCAGACCGUGGGCAGCGAGGGAGUCUUUCAACGGGAUGACGCACCUGCCUCUGUACAUGUUGAGAUCAGUGAAGUCAACAAGGGAAGGAAGAUGUUGGAGAAGAUGGGCUGGAAGAAAGGAGAAGGCCUGGGCAAAGAUGGAGCUGGAAUGAAAGACCCGAUCCAGUUGAAGGUCCGGAAGUCCCAGUCAGGCUUUGGGGCAGGAGCUGCUGUGUCGGUGGACGAGGCUGGGACUCUGAGUAGGACCAAGACCCAGAGGAACUGGGAGAAGGCCAGGGAGCGGUUUAAUGACACAUGCCAGACAGAGACACCCACAGUAAAGAAGGAGCAGAGCCCAGCACCCAAACCCUGGGUUAAAGGAGAAGUGGCUGAGUGACAUCCAAUGUUUCUAGUCUAUAUCUCAGAAAGGCCAGUCGCCCAAUCCACCAUGGAGAAGUGGGUAAUUGACUGCAGACAGAAACACAGGGUGGUCUAAUUGCAUUAUCUUUACUGACUGAAUCCACUUCUUGGAAUGAGGAUGGAGUGGAGUGAGUAUGGUGCUGGUACUCAGAUUUUAUUCCAACCGCAAUAAAGUGGCAUAGCGCCAUCUGUCCAGUCAUUCAAAACUGUGCAGUGUGAACAUUAAA
Messenger RNA from Oncorhynchus keta (chum salmon), 2787 nucleotides. It is a transcript of the gene aggf1, whose product is annotated as angiogenic factor with G patch and FHA domains 1. Lineage: Eukaryota; Metazoa; Chordata; Actinopteri; Salmoniformes; Salmonidae. The record is from RefSeq and is a predicted model, not a curated record. Bases 264 to 2537 code for a protein of 757 amino acids. Gene Ontology annotation, molecular function: nucleic acid binding; protein binding. Gene Ontology annotation, biological process: vasculogenesis. The transcript has 15 exons.